AUGGCGUCGUUUCGGCUGGCUCGUUCCGCCUCGGUCGCCCUCCUCAGGCCGUCUCUUGCUUCCUCGCUCUCUAUCCUGUCUUCUUCAUCGCAAUCAUCCUCAACCGCGACCACCGGUCUCCAUUUCAGCACUCCGUUCUCUCGACUUUCUCAGUUGUUUCCCGAUCAUGAUGAUUCGCGUCAUCAUUUCAGAGUACCCAAGGAAAAUCUGUCGUUCCUCUCGAAUUUCAGACCUGGAGUUUGUUGGAUGUCCACCUCUUCUGGAGUCGCCGACAGCUCGGGUAAAGGUGAUCAACCGGAUAGGAGUAGCGAUAACAAGAAUGUUGCGGGGGUUCCCUCUUGGAUUGACGUUUAUUUACCCCGAGGAAUUCAGCCUUACGCUAAGCUUGCCCGCCUCGAUAAGCCUAUUGGAACUUGGUUGCUCGCUUGGCCUUGCAUGUGGUCAAUUACAUUAGCAUCGGCACCAGGCCAUCUUCCUGAUUUUAAGAUGAUGGCUUUGUUUGGUUGCGGGGCUCUGCUUUUGAGAGGUGCUGGUUGUACCGUCAACGACCUCCUUGAUCGGGAUAUUGAUACUAUGGUGGAACGUACAAAGCUAAGACCAGUUGCAAGUGGUCUUUUGAAACCAUUUCAAGGGAUUUGUUUUCUUGGGUUUCAACUGCUUUUGGGUCUUGGAAUUCUCCUUCAGCUUAAUAAUUAUAGCCGUGUAUUAGGGGCUUCGUCCUUGUUUCUAGUCUUCUCCUAUCCUCUCAUGAAGAGGUUUACAUUUUGGCCUCAAGCCUAUCUUGGUCUGACCUUCAAUUGGGGAGCAUUAUUAGGUUGGUCGGCGAUUAGAGGGAGUCUAGAUCCAGCCAUUGCGCUCCCACUGUACUUUUCUGGAGUAUUUUGGACUCUUGUGUAUGAUACGAUAUAUGCACAUCAGGAUAAAGAGGAUGAUAUUAAAGUUGGUGUUAAAUCUACAGCCUUGAGGUUUGGGGAUACAACUAAGGAGUGGACAACUGGGUUUGGAAUUGCAUGCAUAAGUAGUCUUGCUCUUAGUGGAUACAAUGCUGAUAUAGGGUGGUCAUAUUAUGCGUUUCUCUCAGCAGCAUCUGGACAAAUGGCUUGGCAGAUAUGGACCGUUAAUCUAACAUGCCGUGCAGAUUGCAAUAGAAAGUUUGUGUCCAACAAGUGGUUUGGUGCGCUUAUUUUCAGCGGGAUUUUAUUUGGAAGAGUCUUCUCGUAAAGGUCUGAUUAGACAUCCCAAACUAUUGAAACCAAAACUGUUUUUGAGUGCUUGGAAAUAAGUUCCAUUUUCAUUUCAGUAGGAACCGGGGAAAGGGAAAGACAGUAAAGGAAAUAAGUGGGAGUUAAUUAAGUUGUUCCGAUUUCAUUUCGGACCAAUUCCAGUCAAGCUUCUUUAGCUCCUUGAUAACGCCUUAGAUUGGCCUUUUCCUUAAGCUUUUGCCUGUAAACCUUUUAUAAAAGCUUGGAUGUCCCUGUCAUAUGUCAAGUUCUAACUGGACUUGAAUACAUUCCCGCAAAGUUUGUGUACUUUCUGAGUAGUGAUCAAACUGGGUGCUAUGGUUUUGAGGACAAGCAUGACAAUAGUUUUGCCGCGUAGGAGGAAGUAUUGUUAUGUAUUAAAUUACAUGUUUAAUGUAUUUUAUUUUAUUUUUGAA
Hibiscus syriacus is the source of this 1657-nucleotide messenger RNA. RefSeq names its product 4-hydroxybenzoate polyprenyltransferase, mitochondrial-like. Bases 1 to 1221 code for a protein of 406 amino acids. The record is from RefSeq and is a predicted model, not a curated record. Gene Ontology annotation, molecular function: prenyltransferase activity. Gene Ontology annotation, cellular component: mitochondrial inner membrane. Gene Ontology annotation, biological process: ubiquinone biosynthetic process. The transcript is spliced from 9 exons. Lineage: Eukaryota; Viridiplantae; Streptophyta; Magnoliopsida; Malvales; Malvaceae.